This is a messenger RNA of Plasmodium vivax (malaria parasite P. vivax), 973 nucleotides long. Its product is annotated as mitochondrial 2-oxoglutarate/malate carrier protein, putative. The transcript has a single exon. The record is from RefSeq and is a predicted model, not a curated record. Bases 17 to 973 code for a protein of 318 amino acids. NCBI's taxonomy places the organism in Eukaryota, Apicomplexa, Aconoidasida, Haemosporida, Plasmodiidae. Gene Ontology annotation, molecular function: oxoglutarate:malate antiporter activity.
UCCCCCCCCAAACAAAAUGAACAAAGAAAUUGCAGAAUACGAUUUGGGGGCAAGCUCAAAUGUAGAAAUAAAAAAAAAAGCGAAUGAUCAUAAGAGCCCGUUUGAAAAGGUAAAGCCAUUUGCCGUGGGGGGGGCGAGUGGGAUGUUCGCAACAUUCUGUGUGCAGCCACUGGACAUGAUCAAGGUGCGGAUUCAGUUGAAUGCUGAAGGGACAAGCGCUGUUAAGAACCCAUUUAUAGUAGCCAAAAAUAUCAUAGCAAAUGAAGGCGUGCUGUCUCUAUAUAAAGGGUUAGAUGCGGGGCUCACUCGGCAAAUUGUAUACACAACGGGAAGGCUAGGAUUAUUUAGGACCUUCUCAGACAUGGUAAAGAAAGAAGGGGAGCCUUUGCCAUUUUACAAAAAAUGUUUUUGUGCUCUGGCUGCUGGAGGAUUGGGUGCCUUCAUGGGAAACCCAGCAGAUCUGUCCCUAAUUAGACUACAAGCUGAUAAUACCUUGCCCAAAGAAUUGAAGAGAAAUUACACAGGCGUGUUCAAUGCUGUGUAUAGGAUUUCAAAGGAGGAGGGAGUGCUGGCCUUAUGGAAAGGAUCCGUGCCAACCAUUGCACGAGCUAUGUCUCUAAAUUUGGGUAUGCUCUCUACAUAUGAUCAGUCCAAGGAGUAUUUAGAAAAAUAUCUAGGGGUAGGAAUGAAAACUAAUCUCGUUGCUAGUGUGAUUAGCGGCUUUUUUGCAGUCACUCUGAGUUUACCCUUCGAUUUUGUCAAAACGUGCAUGCAGAAAAUGAAAGUCGAUCCUGUGACGAAGAAAAUGCCCUACAAAAAUAUGCUGGACUGCUCUCUUCAGUUAUAUAAGAAGGGGGGCAUAUCUAUUUUCUACGCAAGCUACGCAACCUACUAUGUGCGUAUUGCCCCCCAUGCUAUGAUCACCCUGAUCACUAUGGAUUACCUGAACAAUUUUUUGAAGAAGUUCGCCUAG